Gaeumannomyces tritici R3-111a-1 is the source of this 1904-nucleotide messenger RNA. RefSeq lists its product as hypothetical. NCBI's taxonomy places the organism in Eukaryota, Fungi, Ascomycota, Sordariomycetes, Magnaporthales, Magnaporthaceae. The record is from RefSeq and is a predicted model, not a curated record. Gene Ontology annotation, biological process: mycotoxin biosynthetic process. The transcript has a single exon. Gene Ontology annotation, molecular function: acetyltransferase activity. The coding region runs from base 290 to 1885 and encodes 531 amino acids.
CAAAUACGUAUGUUGGAUGACAGUUGCGCCGUCGUCGCCAGAAGUGGGAGGGGACCCUUAACACCACAGGCAACACCAGUUCGCCUCGCCUCUGCCGGCGCGUAUAAGCCGGGAUCCUUAUGCUGGAACGCAUAUUAGGUUCAGAGCUGCCUUGAUUUGGCUGCUUACGAAUGUUAAAGUUUAAACCGCCAGAUCGGCGAGGGGACGAUCCACGACCCGGCCCUUGCCAGAUAGACGGCCGCGGGGCCGCAGCCUUGGUUUUGUGAAGGUCGCAUCGCAUAAAGGCAAAAUGGUCGAUUGCACGCCCUCGCUAUUCACACACCCAGUCAGUGCCUACCCCUGGCGGCUGCCCUCAUAUAAACAUAUGGCCUUGAUAAUCCCUGCGGUAACCCUGAGAGCUUGUAGCCGAUCAUCAACUGAAUACAUGUUAUCGCAUGCCGAUUUCCCGUUAACCACGCCAAAUCCAACAACUACCAUGACCGGAGGCAUUCCCGAGAUGGAACUCCGCUGGCGGCAGACAAGCCCCGGAGUCUACCAAAGGCGCCAGGACGUCCGAGAGCGCAUGAUUCUGCUCCAGGAGGCCAAGACGCCGCCUGGAACCGAUAUGGUCAACGAAUGCAUCUGCAUCCACGCCAAGCUGUUGCUCGAUUCGCGCCACUUCCCGGACGCAGCCUUGGCGCUACGCCAGGCCUGGAUCGCUCUGCACCACGACCAUCCCUCCAUGGCCAUGACGGCCGUCGGCGAGAACAUGGUCUACCGAGCCGUCGACUGCCGCUCCGUCGAGGCCUGGGCCGACGAGACCUUCACCGUCCAUGACUCAGGUACCGCCCUUGACUGGUACACGAAGCUGCCGGGGACGCGACGGGUGCUGCUCGAAUACUUCUCCCACACCAACGAGGUCCUGCUGCGGGGCAGCCACGCCAUCCUGGAUGGUAUCGGCGCCUCCACUCUGGUGGGCAACUUCUGCCGACGGCUUAACCAUCCGCCCGAGGGCGAGCUGCAGUGGGGAAACCAUGUCAAGAACCUGUCGCCGCCGUUGGAGCUUGCCGUCAACCUUCCGGACCCCACAGACGCCUCGAUCAAGCAAGCACGGAGCAAGCUCGAAGCAUGGGAGGCCAAGGCCACUCGCACUACCCCGCUUGUCCUGUUCCCAGACAGGUCCUUGCCGGCCCUGUCGCCAGCCGUGAUGAUACGCCGCUUCAGCGUCGGGGAGACGGCGCAGAUGGCCCGAGCGGCAAAGCAGCAUGGCGUCUCGAUGCGCGACCUCACGCAUGCCGCCAUCGUCUGUGCCAUCAAGCUGCACUCGGCAAGUGCUCACGGCACCUGGCUGGGCGGCCUCGCUCUCAACGUGCGUCCCCUGUGCCGCCCGCCCUUCGGCUCGCCCGCGCACGCCGCUACAGCCUACUUUGUCUCAAUGUUGGCCUGCGUCGAGGACCCCCAAGACGUUUGGGACGCAGCAUUUCAGCUACGGGCACAGAACCAGGCGCUUUUGCGCGAGUCGGAUCUCGGAUUUGUCAAGCCCAUGGCCGCGCUCCUUAGCCCACAGAGGGAUCCAGAGCGGAACGCGGCGAGAGGGGGUGGCGAGGGAGCGGCUGCCGCUGGCCCUGGUGGUGCGGCGGGCGGGCCAGUCAUGUACGGUGGAGUGGGUGUAUUAGACUCCGUCCUUGCGGCAACGGCCGGCUUCGAGGAUAGCAGUGUGAGAGUCGAGGACGUUUGGUUCGCGCUGCACAAAUGCUCUGCGGCAAUGAUAGUCUCCUGCCACGCACUCCGGGGCCGCAUGACCUACUCCCUUUCCUACAAUGCAGCCUUUUACUCCCAGGCUCGCAUGGCGGCAUUCCUCGACGUCGCCGCAUCUUUGCUGCCGACAUCGCGCUUCGGCAUUUGACCAAAAAAAAAAAAAACAG